AUGAUGCGCUGGUCACAUCAAUUCGCAGUAUGGCUCUUCUUCUUCAUGGUAUUGUGCAUGACAGCAAUUAUCAUUACAUCAUCAGCUUUGCCGACAGAAAAUUUCUUGAAGAGUCAUAGUACCCAAUUGGUUAAGAGAGGAGGUGGCGGAGGAAACAAACUUGAAACGGCAGAUAUGGCAAGAGUGAUCUUCCCCGAUCGUCAAAAGAAGUCCUCACAAAAACGUCCUCCAGGUCCAGAGCGUAGGAUAGAAAUACCCCUCCAAAGUUUGCCUAGUAGUCCACGGCGAGCUACUUCACGAACACAAAAAGUCGUAGGAGCAGUUAAGAAAGUGUUUGGCUUUGGUCCAACAUCAUUAGCACUGCCGACAAUCUAUUCGUCAAGUGAAUAUGAUACACACUGGAUCAAACGAGGAGGGGGCAAUGGAUCACCCGGCAGGACACCAGGACAUGAAGUAGUAAGGUUUCCCGAUCGUCAAGCGACUUCACAAACACGUCCAAAAGGUCUAGAUCGCAGAGUAGAAAUGCCUUUGCAUAAACAAAAUAGCAGUCCAAAAUCUUCUCCAUCGCCAGGGCGGACAGGCGGACAUACAGUAAUUGUGUUUCCUGAUCGUCCAGCCACUUCACAAUCACGUCCUAAAGGUCCAGAUCGUAGAGUAGAAAUGCCUUUGCAUAAACAAAAUAGCAGUCCAAAAUCUUCUCCGCCGCCGGGAAAUAAGAGCCCUUCGCGAACACAAAGAGCAGUAGGUGCGGUCAAGAAGUUGUUCGGCGGUGGUAGACAUUGA
Messenger RNA from Meira miltonrushii, 783 nucleotides. RefSeq lists its product as uncharacterized. NCBI's taxonomy places the organism in Eukaryota, Fungi, Basidiomycota, Exobasidiomycetes, Exobasidiales, Brachybasidiaceae. The transcript has 2 exons. The record is from RefSeq and is a predicted model, not a curated record. The coding region runs from base 1 to 783 and encodes 260 amino acids.